AGACAACCAACCACCAUGGCUUCCACCUUCUCCAGCGGCAGCUUCAGCAGGUCCUCCCGACUCUCCUCUUCAGGUGUAGGGGGUGGCCGCAUCAGCGCCAUAAGGGCUGGCAGCGUGUACGGAGGAGCAGGAGGUUCAGGGGUCCGCAUCUCCAGCGCUUCUGGCUCAGCGGCCACAGGAGGUUCUGGAAGCGGUUACGGAUCAGGAGGCGGCUUUGGAUUCGGUUCUGGCGUGUCUGGAGAUGAUGAAAGCGUCAUCGGGAAUGAGAAGUUCGCCAUGCAGAAUCUCAACGACCGUCUGGCUGCUUACCUGGAGAAGGUGCGCACCCUCGAAAAGGCUAACGCUGACCUUGAGCUGAAGAUCCAUCAGUUCCUGGACAACAGGCUUGCACCUUCUGGCACCGGUCGUGACUACUCGGCCUUCUUGGCUACUAUCAGUGAACUUCAUGCUAAAAUUUCGGAUGCUGUAGAGCUUAAGAACGCGGUUCACCUCAGUAUUGACAAUGCCAGCUUGGCUGCAGAUGACUUCAGAAUGAAGUAUGAGAAUGAGCUGACCAUGCGUCAGUCUGUGGAGGGAGAUAUCGCAGGACUGAAGAACGUUCUCAGUGAGCUCAACAUGGGUCAGAAAGACCUCAACCUGCAGAUCGAAAGCCUCAACGAAGAGAUGACGUACAUGAAGAAGAACCACGAGGAGGAACUCUUGACGGUGCCUGAUCAGAUGUGUGGACAGGUCAAUGUGGAGGUCAAUGCAGCGCCUCAAGAAGACCUCAACAAAAUUCUGGCUGAAAUGCGUGAGCACUACGAGGCUGUCGUGUCCAAGAGCCAGAGAGCACUUGAAGGCUGGUUCCAGGAGAAGUCUGAGACCGUGAAACAAGAGGUAGCGGUAAGCACUGAGACCUUACAGACCUCCAAAACUGAAAUCAACACAGUCAAGAGCACAGAGCAGUCUCUGCAGAUAGAGCUACAAUCUGCCCUGUCCAUGAAAUCCUCCUUGGAAAACACCUUGUUAGAGACUCAGAAUCGCUACAGCAUGAGGCUGUCCGGCUACCAGGCACAGGUGGGUGAAAUGGAAGCCCAAUUAGUUCAACUCAGAUCUGAUCUUGAACGUCAAAGUCAAGAGUACCAGAUGCUCCUGGACAUCAAGACCAGACUGGAGUUGGAGAUCGCCGAAUACAGAAGACUGCUGGACGCAGAAGCUAGUGGCAGCUUGACAAUCUCAGCUGACUCUUCCAGCUCUGUAAGCACCACCACCACCAAAACAGCCGUGAUCACUAUUGUGGAAGAAGUGGUUGAUGGGAAAGUGGUCUCCUCUUCUUCAACAUCUCUUGUGGACUAUAAAAGACGCUGGACUUUUUUGUUUCUUCGCAUAAGUUACUAUCCUGUCAGAGCAGACGUUGAUACACAGAAGGUCAACAUGGCUUCCAGUUAUUCACGCAGCACCAGCUACAUGUCCUCUGGUGGCUCAAUCGUGAACUCGAGUCGUUCCAGUCGCAUGUCCGUGUCAAGCAGCCGUAUGAGCACAGCGAGAUCCGGCAGCGUAUAUGGAGGAGCUGGAGGUUCGGGCAUUCGUAUCUCCACGGCCUCUUCGGGGGGGUUUGACAUGUCCGAUGACACCAACAUCAUUGGAAAUGAGAAAGGCACCAUGCAGAGCCUCAACGACCGCCUGGCUUCCUACCUGACCAAGGUGCGUGCCCUGGAGAAAGCCAACGCUGAUCUGGAACUAAAGAUUCAACAGUUUUUGGACAGCAAAGCGACCCCGUCUUCUCGUGACUAUAGUGCAUAUUAUGCCACUAUAAAGGAUCUGCAAGAGAAGAUCAUGGAAGAAAUUCAUCUGAAGGGUGGAAUACAUCUCAGCAUUGACAAUACAAGCUUGGCAAUAAAUGAUUUCAAAAUGAAAUAUGAGGCCGAGCAUGCCAUGCGUCAGUCUGUGGAGGCUGACAUUAUCGGGCUUAAACGGGUGCUUGAAGAUCUCGACAUGACCGGCAAGGACCUCUCCAUGCAGAUCGAAGGGCUGAAGGAGGAGCUGGUGUUUAUGAAGAAGAAUCACGAGGAGGAUCUCCUGGCCGCGCGCACUCAGAUGAGCGGUGAGGUUAACGUGGAGGUCGAUGCUCCUCAACAAGAAGAUCUCACUAAGGUGCUGGCUGAACUUCGGGAGCACUAUGAAGCGGUUACUGCGAAGAACCAAAGAGAACUUGAUCAGUGGUUCAAGACAAAGACAGAAACUCUAAACGUGGAGGUUGUGACCAGCACUACAGAUCUGAAAUCAUCUCGCUCUGAAAUAAACACGCUCAAAUCCAAAGUGCAGGCUCUGGAAGUCGAACUUCAGGCCCUCUUGGCUUUGAAAUCGUCCUUGGAGGCCACAUUGACCGAAACAAAGUCUCGGUAUUCCUUGAAGCUCAGUGGCUUCCAAAGCCAGGUAGCCUUCCUAGAGGAUCAGAUCACACAGAUCCGGGUGGAUUACGAUCGUCAGAGUCAGGAAUAUCAGAUCCUGUUGGACAUCAAGGCCAGACUGGAGAUGGAGAUCGCAGAAUACAGAAGACUGCUGGACGGAGAAGCCGCGGUCAAAACAACAACAACAAGCUCCACUUCCUCUACCACCUCAAGGACGAAGGUCAUCACUGUGAUGGAAGAGGUGGUGGAUGGGAAGGUGGUCUCCUCUUCCAGUGCCUCAAGCUUUUCUAGCUCACGCAUAAACUGAUCAGAUGUAACGUCUGGUUUUGGUCAUGGUUUGAACAAACACUCAAUAAAGUAACAUUCUCAAUUCUC
Triplophysa rosa is the source of this 2765-nucleotide messenger RNA. RefSeq names its product keratin, type I cytoskeletal 50 kDa-like. The record is from RefSeq and is a predicted model, not a curated record. Lineage: Eukaryota; Metazoa; Chordata; Actinopteri; Cypriniformes; Nemacheilidae. Gene Ontology annotation, molecular function: structural molecule activity. Bases 16 to 2697 code for a protein of 893 amino acids. The transcript is spliced from 16 exons.